Messenger RNA from Eptesicus fuscus (big brown bat), 1162 nucleotides. Its product is annotated as hepatitis A virus cellular receptor 1. The transcript is spliced from 8 exons. The record is from RefSeq and is a predicted model, not a curated record. Gene Ontology annotation, biological process: positive regulation of mast cell activation; phagocytosis, engulfment. Gene Ontology annotation, cellular component: cell surface. Bases 1 to 723 code for a protein of 240 amino acids. Gene Ontology annotation, molecular function: phosphatidylserine binding; virus receptor activity. Lineage: Eukaryota; Metazoa; Chordata; Mammalia; Chiroptera; Vespertilionidae.
AUGACCGAUGGCUACCAUGUCACCUUUCAGAAGGACAAACGUUAUAGGAUGAAUGGAAUCAUUUCCAGAGGGGAUUUGUCUUUAACCAUACAGAAUGCAGCCCUGUCUGACACUGGCACCUAUUGUUGCCGUAUUGAGUUCAAAGGGUGGUUUAAUGAUUAUAAAAAAAACAUAUUUUUGGAGAUAAAGCCAGCUCCACCUAAGGUCACCAGUGUUCCACCACCACUUAAGGUCUUCACGUCUGCUCCUACAACUCCAGCACCCACACUGAACCUUCAGACAGAAACCACUUCAUCUUCUGCAGUGCAGACAACAGAAACCCAGCCUAUCAGACCACAGGAAACAAGUACGACCAGCUCAUCAUUGAACUCUUCUUGCCCAACAGAUGGGAAUAGCACUGUGACCCAGCCUUCAGAUUGCAGUUGGCAAUAUAAUGAAACUCACAUGAGCUUGAAAAAAAAUACACAGAGGAACACCAGUAAGUUAUACAUUGGAAUCUGCAUUGCUGCCAUGAUAUUGCUCACCAUUUUCGCUGCCAUACUUACCAAAAAAUAUUUAUGUGGGAAAAGAAAGGUGUUACAAAUAAGCAAAGAACCUGUGACCGGAACUGCACAAAAUGGAACUUCAGUGCGCUACCAACCACAUGAGAACCUCUGCUUUGAGAACGAUCUUUACAACGUUUAUCAAGACCCAGUGGUUCUCUUUAAGACUUUAGGCCCUUGACUGCAGAAAGCAUUGACUAUAUCUCACUAUGUCAGUUCUUUUAAGCUCCAGGAUGAUUUUUCUGUCUAUAUUUCAUGGUGUUCCAAUCUGUCUGUGAGGUUGGUCAGAGUAUCUUUAGCUCAUCAGUGUGAAGUCAACCUCAUUGAGGCUUUGGUCAGUUGGUUUUGGACAGCUUUGAGUGAUCUGGAGAUACACAGCCUCCCAAGACCAUCUCUUUUGAAUCUUUAUUACAUCAGUUUUUCUGAGGCAAUAGAAAAAAGUCAUGGCUUCAUCCAGAGAAAAGGUAAUGGUAGCCAUCAAAAUGUAAGGUGGUGCCUUAUCGGCCUUGACUACUAGAUGUCAGCGUGGUGUAUCUGGGACUUAGAAUACCUGGGAAUUGGUUUACUUCCCCAAUGUCCCCUGAGCCCUUUAUCACCUAGACUCCAGUGUAAUCUAAAAA